Messenger RNA from Orcinus orca (killer whale), 4222 nucleotides. RefSeq names its product alkaline ceramidase 1 (gene ACER1). The transcript has 7 exons. Gene Ontology annotation, molecular function: hydrolase activity, acting on carbon-nitrogen (but not peptide) bonds, in linear amides. Gene Ontology annotation, biological process: ceramide metabolic process. Bases 168 to 1007 code for a protein of 279 amino acids. Lineage: Eukaryota; Metazoa; Chordata; Mammalia; Artiodactyla; Delphinidae. Gene Ontology annotation, cellular component: membrane. The record is from RefSeq and is a predicted model, not a curated record.
GCAGGCUGUCCUGGUGCCACCAGGGAGCCGUCCAGCAGGUUUUUCCUCUCUGCCUGCUGUGGGGCACCCCACCGUCUCUUCCCCGCCUUGGCUGGGCCCGGCCCUCUCUAGGCUCCCGUGCUCCUCUCUGCCAGACACAGCCAGCGGAUGGCAGGCACUGCGUCAGGAUGCCCAGCAUCUUCGCCUACCAGAGCUCAGAGGUGGACUGGUGUGAGAGCAACUUCCAGCACUGGGAGCUGGUGGCCGAGUUCUACAACACGUUCAGCAAUGUCACCUUCUUCAUCUUUGGGCCUCUCAUGAUGUUUCUGAUGCACCCAUAUGUCCAGAAACGUUCCCGCUACAUUUAUGUCACCUUCAUCCUCUUCACAGUCGUAGGUCUGUUCUCUAUGUACUUUCACAUGACACUCAGCUUCCUGGGCCAGAUGCUGGAUGAGAUCGCUAUUCUGUGGCUGCUGGCCAGUGGCUACAGCAUAUGGAUGCCCCGCUGCUACUUCCCUGCCUUCCUAGGGGAGAACAGGCCCCAGUACAUCUGCCUGGUCAUCACCGCCACCGUGGUCAGUACCUUCCUGUCCUUCCUGACGCCCAUGAUCAACGCGUACGCCCUCAACAGCAUUGCCCUGCACGUCGUCUACGUCGUGGCCCAGGAAUAUAAAAAGACCAGUAAUAAGGAGCUUCGGCGUCUAAUUGAGGUCACCAUGGUUUCAUGGGCUUUUGCGUUUACUAGCUGGAUCAGUGACUGCUGGCUUUGCAGUUUCUGGCAGUGGAUUAAUUUCUCCUACCUGCACAGCAUCUGUCUAUACUCCAGACUGAUGGAAACCAGAAUCUCUGAAGGUGGGCCUCGGGCACUGGUAUUUUUUGAAGCUCCUCGAGAGACAUCAAUGAACAGGCAGGGCCCUGUACCAGGACCUGGUCUUCAGAUAUUGGAGUUAAUAACUGUGGAAGACGGUAUAUUUUCCAGAAUGGCUGCAACCACAUCUCCCAUUCCACAUGUUCUUCUAACAAUGUGACCUUUAUGCUCCUCUGUGAAGGAGCCCUUGAAUGUGGGUGGGCUUAGUCUAUGGUGGAAGUGACUCCAUGUGACUUCUGAAGCUAGUUCAUCCAAGGCAAUGCAGCUAUCUCCUGAUUUUCUUGGGACACUCACUCUUGGAACCCAGCCACCAUGCUGUGAGGAAGCCCAAGCCACCCUGUGGAGGAGCCCACAUGGAGAAGAACCAAUAGCCGGCACCAACUUGCUGGUGUGGUGAGUGAGCUGUGUUGGAGAGAUUCUUUGGCCUCAGUAAGUUCACAUCAUGAGGGGCACAGAGACGCUGUAUCUGCCAAGUCCUGCCUGAAUUGCAGAUGCUUGCAACAUCAGGAUAAUGUAUAUCAAUCAUGCAUUCCGCCAAAUGCUCACACUACCAUUUGCUUUAUGUUCUUCUUUAAAUCUACUCCCUUUGCUCUUACUGAAGUCAAUAGGAAACAUUGUGUCACUUACAGAAGUCAUUUGCCAUGGAUCAAAAAUAACCACAAAACUAGAUACAAUAACAACAAAAAGUGUUAUUAACUUCAGCUCAGUGAUUCUCAACCCAGUCUGCACAUGAGAUUCCCCAGCUGAACUUAAAAAAGGGGGGAGGGGGAGGUGGCCCUGUAUUACUCCAGACUAAUGAAACCAGAAUCUCUGAAGGUCCAACAACUGGGUCCCAACAAUAAAUGAUUAGUGUUGUUCUAAGUCACUCAGUUUAGGGUGAUUUGUUAUAUAGCAAAUGACAACCAGAGCAAAAUUGUGCACAGUGCCACCUUCUAACUUACUAUCUAAACAUUCUUCAUUUCUCCGAAAGAAAUCAGAAUUCACCUUCCAUGCAAUUCAAGUCUCAGUUUCAAUCUCCUCCCCCCUCCCCACCACCACCAGGAAGUCUUCCCUGAUAUCCUUAUUCAGCAAACGUGUACAGAUGCUCUUGUGGGGGAGGCUGCUAGUAGGCACUAAGACACAGGGCGGCAGAUAUGUAGCUCUGGACUCUCGGUGGGUCCCUGGCUCUGCCAUAUACUCAGCAUGGGACUUUAGGUAACUCACCUCCUCUGGGCCUCAGUUUCCUCACCUGUGAAAUGGGGGCAACGACACCUACCUCUUACAAUUGUCAAGAUGAAAUGAGUUUAAAAUUCAUCCUCUGGAGUUUGUGUACAGCAGGUGUUGGCUAGGACAUGGCCAUGCUAAUGACAAAAUGGGGCAGCCCUCUGUUUACCUCCAGAGGAAGGAAAAGAGUGGUUCAAUUUUAGGCAAAGGAUGCAUUUUUUUUUUUUUUUUUUUUGCGGUACGCGGGCCUCUCACUGUUGUGGCCUCUCCCGUUGCGGAGCACAGGCUCCGGACGUGCAGGCUCAGCGGCCACAGCUCACGGGCCCAGCCGCUCCGCGGCAUGUGAGAUCUUCCCGGACUGGGGCACGAACCUGUGUCCCCUGCAUCGGCAGGCGGACUCUCAACCACUGCGCCACCAGGGAAGCCCAAAGGAUGCAUUUUUAACAUUUUUACUUUUUAUUAUAGAAAUGUCCCACAUGCAGAAAAGUAUAGAGACCAGUAAUGAAAUCCCAUAUGCCCAUCACUUAGAUUGAACAAUUCAUAACAUUUGCCAUAUUUGCACUGUCUAGUUUUUAAAUUAAUGUAUUUUAAAGGCGAUUAGCCUGGGGGCAUUUCACCCCUAUGCAGCUUUAAAAAAUAAGGCCAUUUUCCUACACAACCAUAAUUCCAUGAUCACACCUAACAAAAUACAAGUUUAAACAUAAUGCAAUAUAAUUCAAGUUCAAAUGUCCCCAGUUGACACAGCUGGUUUGUUCAAAGCCAAGAUCCAAUGAAGUACCCAACAUUGCAUUUGGUGUGACACCAUCUCUUUGAACUCUGGGCGGUCCUCAUUUCUUUCCUCCCAUCCUGUUGACUCCAGAAAGCCAGGCUGUUGAGAGUUACGCCUUCUGGACUUGUCUGAUUGCUUCUCAUGGUGUCAUCUGCCAUGUGCCUCUAUCCUUUGUGUUUCUUCUGUAAACUGGAACUAGAGGUGUGAUUCAAGUUAAACGUUUGGGGCAUGAACACUUUUUUGGUGCUGUGUAUUUACCAUUGCACCUAGUAGGAACUUGUCAUCUGCUUGUCCCACUGCCCUGCUGCUAAAAGUCACUGAACAAAGGUGGCAACGGUAUGAUGCUUCCAUUGGAAAGUUAUUUUUUCCCUCUUUGCAUCUAGCAGGCAAUCUAUGAGGAGAUCAUUGGUGGACCUGAUACUAUCCAGUCUCCCGUGAACCUUUCAGUUAAUCGUGUUAGCAUCCAUUGAUGACUCUUGUCUGUGAUGAUUAGUUCAUUAGGGGUUUCAAAACAGUGAUUUUUCUGUCAUCCUUUUAGCAUUAUUUGUUGGCAUUUUUCUGCAAAAAGGGCUUUCUUCCCUCAUCAACUGGAGCUGGUUUCAUGCUGUAAAGGCUUGGUAAGUGAGGAGUUCAUACAAUUGUCACCUUCGAAGGUGACAAAUGUGCUUCGUUGUUUUAAUAUCACUAUGGACUCAUGUAUAUUUGUAUGUUCACAGAGUUAAAUGGUCCUUUUUUUAUUGUGGUAGAAACAUAUACAACAUAACAUUUGCCAUUGUAACCGUUUUUAAGUGCACAGUUUUGUGGUAUUAAGUACAUUCUUAUUGUUGGGCAACCAUCCCCACCAUCCAUCUCCAGAACUUUCUCAUCUUCCCAAACUGAAACUCUGUCCCCAUGAAACACUGACUCCCCAGCCCCUCCCCCAGCCCCUGGCCCCCACCAUCUAGUUUCUGUCUCUAUGGAUGUGACUCCUCUAGGAGCCUCAUGUGAGUGGAAUCAGACAGUAUUUGUCCUUUUGUGUCUGGCUUAUUUCAAUGAGCGCAGUGUCCUUAAGGCUCAUCCAUGUUGUAGCACAUGUCAGAAUUUCCUUACUUUUUGAGGCUGAAUAAUAUUCCAUUGUAUGGACAGACCAUAUUUUGUUUGUCUGUUCAUUCAUUGAUGGGCACUUGGGUUGUUUCCCCAUUAUCCUUUCUAAUGCUCAAAAAGUUAUACCUGAUCUAGUCAGAGCUCCAGGGAGGUAGUUUUGAAAACCCCCAACAAUUCAGAAUCUCAUCUAAGGAUAGUUUCCAGAUGAGUAAGAGGGAGGAGGCUGAGUUCCUGAAGCUUUUCUUUGCAACAACUGUAGCUUAAAGGUUCUUCACUGCCUGCUUCCUUCAGAGACAAAUUUCUGCACUACCCCACCCCCA